AAGCCCCAGGACACAGGCCUUGGCCUGGAAGGACGGGAAGCCCGGAGGAAGCCUGAGGCCUCUGGGUCUUAGGCUGGGGCCUCCCUUCCCGGCCCGGCUGCGUGCAGCUGGCUAAUGAUUAAUGCAGAAGGUGGCCUGUGGGCGCUCACAGGUCUGGCACCUCUGUGCCGUGGCCCCGCCCGUGACGUGACGGAGGCGUUCCCUUGAGGAACUUCCUGUAGCUGGAAGGAGAGAUCAGAGUGCUGUGGAGGCCGGAGGGUCGCUCCUGCGCUCCUGUGGCGAGGUCGGCGGCCUCGAAGCCUCCUGGAGAGGAAGCUGUCCUGACGCCCCAGCAGGAGGUCUGCCUGCUGAGGCAGGACCCACCGUGCUCCCAGCGGCCCAGGUCUGCAGUGGUUGCUCCCUGGCUUUCCCAUCGCGGUCUUGGGGCUCAGCCUCCACGGAGAGGCUGCUCUGAGCAGCCAGGGAUCCCUGGACCUGUCGCCGGGCGAGGAAGAACAUGCAGAGAUGGCGGGCGGGCCGCUGGGAAGACGUGCUGGCCGUGCUGGUGGUCCUGGCCAGCCUCUCAGCUCCGGGAUCCAGUUAUCAGAUCGUAGUCGGGCCUAACAACGCAACGGUCCUGGAGGGUGCGGAGGCUCGCUUCAACUGCACCGUGUCCCCCGGCUGGAAGCUCAUCAUGUGGGCGCUCAAGGGCACGGUGGUCCUGAGCGUCACUCCCAGGGAGCCCAUCAUCACCAACGACCGCUUCACCUCGGAGAGCUACGAGGACCUGGACGGGAACUUCGUCUCCGAGAUGAUAAUCCACAACACGCAGCCCAGCGACUCGGGGUGGGUCCGGUGCAGCCUCCAGAACAGUGACCUGGAAGCGUUCGCUUUCCUAGCCGUCCAAGUCAUGGGCACGCUGUCCAUUCCCAAUGACAGCAUCGUGGUCACUGAGGACCAGCCUUGCACUGUCACCUGUCGCGCCCUGGGCUGGAGCCCGCUCCCCGAUAUUUCCUGGGAGGUCGCCGUCCCCGUAAGCCAGUCGAGCUAUUACUCCUUCCUGGAGCCGGGCGAGCCCCGCAGCACCGUGAGCGUCCUGACUCUCACGGCGCAGGGCAACGGGACCCUGACUUGCGUGGCUAACCUGAGGAGCGUGCAGGCCCACAAGGCCGCGGCCGUCAACCUCACCGUGGUGCAGUCUCCGUCUGACAAUGCUGGUGAAGCAGGCUCGUCGUUGCCUACCUGGGCCAUCGCGCUGCUGGCCGUCUUGCUCACCUCGGUUUUUAUCCUGAUAUUUGUUCUGAUCAUAAUAUUCUGUUGCUGUUGUCCCUCUUGGAGGAAGAAAAAAGAGUCUACUUAUCAAAUUAAAAUAAGGAAUUCUGAAAAGGAGAACACGGAGAAAGGAACUUCUGAGACAAAGUCAAAAAACGAAAGUGAAAACUAUGGAUUCAGCUCAGACGAACAAAAGACCACACAGAUGGCUCCUCUCCCUCCUAAGUCCAGAGAAGUCAGCGCCCGAGGACAGCCUGCCAGCAGCCCUGCUCCUCAGGAAACCAAAAAGCAUCAUCCAGGCCCAGCAAGCCAUCCACAGGUCUCUUUCAACAUCGCCAGUCCUCAGAAAGUCAGGAGUGCGACUUUGGUAUAGUGAAGGCUUCUCUCGGGCUCUGUUUUGUGCCUGCCGAGACCGACAUCGCCAGGUCUCCAACUGUCCCCAUACCAGGACUGGGCGCAGCUUUGCCAGUAUCUCCUGGCCCCGCUGGACAGCUGGAGCUGAUGUCUUAUGGUGGCACGAACAGUCCGUUUUCUCAGAUGCCACGGAGAAUCUGAUUUCUGAAACAUUUCAUGGUUUUAGCGAAUGCCUUGAAGUUUCCAAGUAAAACCUGCAAAUACAUCAUGUUGAUAUUUAAUCAUCGUUCUGCACUCUCUCUUGGCUGAUCCAAUAAAUGGCACUUGACUAUAUUCUACCA
Molecule: messenger RNA, 1946 nt
Organism: Sciurus carolinensis (gray squirrel)
Lineage: Eukaryota; Metazoa; Chordata; Mammalia; Rodentia; Sciuridae
Gene: Igsf5
Product: immunoglobulin superfamily member 5
Exons: 9
Coding region: 497-1624 (375 amino acids)
Biological process (GO): cell-cell adhesion
Source: RefSeq, a predicted model, not a curated record